AUGUUCACGACGACUCUUACUUACCAUUUCGCGCAGGGCAGCAUCUACAUUGGCCAGCCUAAAGGCAAGGAAGAAGUUAUCCACGGCCUCAAUACUUACGUUAUUGGUAACCGUGUCAAUCCGCGUGGCAUAGUGGUGAUCUACUCGGACAUCUUCGGCCUAGCACUACCCAACAACAAAUUAAUUGCCGACGCCUACGCAGAGAGCGGCGAAUGGCUGGUUUACCUGCCCGACUUUUUCAAGGGAGACCCUGCGCCACUCAGGUUUGCCGAUGUUGCGAUCCCAGUCGAUGCCGCGAAGCAAUCCACAUUGAGCAAGUAUACGGGGCUUCUUGCUAGUGCGCCAUCUAUAGUGAUGUGGUUGAUGAGGCACAAAGAGCCAGAGACCAAUAAAGUGUGCAUGGAAUUUUUGAAAUCACUAAGAAAGGAAACCCCAAGAACGCAAAAGAUUGGAAUGACCGGGUUUUGCUGGGGUGGCAGGUAUGCGCUUCGAGCAGGGCUGGAAAGCAACAUGAUCGAGCUGGAGGGCAAGAAGGUGCCACUUGUCGAUGCGGUUGUGGCCUUGCAUCCUAGCAAUUUGUCUUUCCCAGAUGAUGUGGAAAAGGUCGUCGUCCCAGUUACAAUCGGCUGGGGGCUGGAAGACAUCGGAGUGAAAAUCGAGCAAAAGGGCAAGGUCGAGGAGAUCCAUGAGCGUGCUAAGCAAGAGGGAAGACAAUAUCCAGAUGUCAUCCAUAAGGUUUAUACACCUGGGCGCCAUGGAUUUGCCGUAAGGGGCAACCCGGACGAUCCGCAGGAGAGAGCAUGUCUAGAGGACUCGAUGAAACAGGCCCUUGACUGGUAUACCCGAUGGCUUUGA
Talaromyces rugulosus is the source of this 855-nucleotide messenger RNA. RefSeq lists its product as uncharacterized. The transcript has a single exon. Bases 1 to 855 code for a protein of 284 amino acids. NCBI's taxonomy places the organism in Eukaryota, Fungi, Ascomycota, Eurotiomycetes, Eurotiales, Trichocomaceae. The record is from RefSeq and is a predicted model, not a curated record. Gene Ontology annotation, molecular function: hydrolase activity.